Ilex paraguariensis (yerba mate) is the source of this 633-nucleotide messenger RNA. NCBI's taxonomy places the organism in Eukaryota, Viridiplantae, Streptophyta, Magnoliopsida, Aquifoliales, Aquifoliaceae. The record is from the annotation of a GenBank genome assembly.
AUGGCUCCGAAGGGAAAAGAGAAGCCGAAGCCCUCUGCUUCACAGCCAGCAAUUGCCAUCGAGGAUCUCUUCACCGCUCUCAAUCGUCACAUCGACAGGUCGGAAUUCGAUCAAGCCAUCAAAGUCGCAGAUCAAGUUUUGGCCAUUGCGCCUGGUGAUGAGGACGCGAUUCGAUGUAAAAUCGUUGCAUUAGUUAAGGACGAUAAGAUUGAUGAAGCUCUUUUGGCUAUCAGCGCGUAUUCGAGGAAGUUUCCGAAUGAUUUCAGCUUUUUCAAGGCAUACUGCUUAUACAGACAAAACAAGUUAAAUGAAGCUUUGGAAUCCUUGAAAGGCGUUGAGAGAGAUUCUACUACUAUGCUGUUAGAGUCUCAGAUUCUAUUUCGCUUGGGGAAAAUGGAUGAUUGUGUGGACAUCUAUCAAAAGCUCCAGAAAUCCAAGAUAGACUCAUUAGAGAUAAAUCUUGUUGCUGCUUUGGUGUCAGCAGGGAGAGCUGCUGAAGUGCAAGGAAUUAUGGAAGCACUCAGAGUUAAAGCAACUAGCAGCUUUGAGUUGGCAUAUAACACCUCUUGUUCAUUGAUUGAAAGGAACAAAUACACAGAUGCCGAGCAACUCCUACUGUCAGCUCGAAGGUAA